AUAAAGAUAGUCUAUGUAAAGAACAAUGCUUUGUCAACAGCACUAAGACGUCAAAACAGAAACGUCAACGAAGCACAAAAUGUAAAAUAAUUUGCCGAAUUAACAAACUAAAAUGCCUCAGUUGGAUCAAUAUCCACUUCUGGUGGGACUUGUAUAUGUAUUUAAUCUUAUUGUCGGAACCGGAGCCCUGACUUUACCUGCUGCUUUUGCGGGGGCUGGAUGGUUGUUCAGUUCGAUUCUUUUAAUCCUGUUGGCUUGCGUUAGUUUCAUAACUGCUACGUUUGUAAUAGAGAGUGUAGCUUCGGCAAAUGCAACAAUACAAUGGAAGAGGAUACAGUCACAUAAAAUAGAUGAGAGUGAAGUGCCAAUUGAUUCUUCAUCAGACCAAGAAAACAGCACAGAAGAAACAGCAAUUCUGGGUGGCAGACGUCAGAGAUUUUUUCAUCUGAAUACAAAUGUUGAGUUGGGAGAAAUUGCAUCUUUAUAUUUAAAUAAAUUUGGUCAUCUCCUGUUCUUUUUGUCACUAUGUAUUUAUUUAUAUGGAGACUUGGCGAUAUAUGCGGCUGCUUCAGGUAAAACAAUUGUGAACCUCAGUUGUAAAAGUAAUGACACUGAGGAUUACAGUAUUAAAUGUUGGGAUGAGUAUAAUAUUACCAGAAUGGAUAUGUACAGAAUUUUUGUGGGAUUGUUCACAAUAAUUAUAGGCCCAUUUACAUAUUUCAACGUACAAAAAACGAAAUAUCUGCAGAUUUUUACAAUCAGUAUUAGAUGGUGUGCUUUUAUAAUAAUGGUUACUUUGGCUAUUGUAAGACUUAUUAAAUAUGGUCCCCAAGGACAUCCUAAAUUGAUAAAUUUAAGUGAGGUACCAGCAUUAGCUGGAUCAAGUGUUUACAGUUUUAUGUGCCAUCACUCACUGCCAGGUUUAAUUGCACCUAUAUCUAAUAAGGCUAAUUUAACAAGAAAAAUAGGCUACGAUUUUAUAAUUAUUUGUUUGUUUUACUUAUUACUUUCAAUUACUGGGGCAUUUGCGUUUGAAACUGUUGACGACUUAUAUUCUUUGAACUUUAUACAAUCAGGGGAUUCCAACUUUUUGAUGAAAAUUAUCGGUUUCUUCCUUGUUGCUUUCCCAUUAUUCCCAAUGUCAACAAGUUUUCCUAUCAUUGCUAUAACUCUACAAAGUAAUUUAAAAAACCUCGUACUGAGACGUAAUGGUCAUGAAGAGCACAAUAUAUUUGUUAAAAGAAUAAUAUUUCCGACAUUAGCGGUAGUUCCACCUGUUAUAGUCGCACUUUGUACUCAUAAUCUUAAGCGUUUGGUAGAAAUUACUGGUACGUACGCAGGUGUUAUAGUACAAUAUGUUAUACCUGCAGCACUAGUUUUUUAUGCAAGACGACAAUGUUACAGAGACUUUGGGUAUAGCAACCACAAAUAUGCUAGUCCAUUUAGAAAUUCUUUUUGGUUUAUAUUUAUUAUUUGUUGGGCUGUGGUUUGUAUUAUAUUUGUAUCAGUCGAUAUAUUUUUUAAAGAAUAGAUUGUUUUUGCGAAUUGCGCACCUAAUUUUUCUCAUUUUUGAGAUUGAUUGGGUGUAUUAAGACAUAUAGUUAUUUUAAAUAGAUAAUAAAUGCUGGGUUACAUUAAGUGUUCUUGCCACAAGAUAGUUAUGGAGUGUAUCAUUCAUCAAAGUACUAUCCAAGACCACACUUAUUGUUAAACCAAGUAUUUAAAAAAAAAAUAUUCCCCUAUUGGUACGAAAAUGUCAAAAAAUUAAUGCUUGACAUUCAUGAAUUUAUUUUUCUGUUUUAAUUGCAACAUAUAAAAGACUGUGGAUAUUAUUUUUAUAUAUAAUGUAUAUAAUAAGUUUAUUUCCCUCAUAGUUUAAUCCCAAAAUAUUUUUGAUAAAGUGUGAUUGAUAAGAUGUAUGUUUUAUAAUUUUUGUGUGAGUAAAAUUAUUAAA
Molecule: messenger RNA, 1954 nt
Organism: Aethina tumida (small hive beetle)
Lineage: Eukaryota; Metazoa; Arthropoda; Insecta; Coleoptera; Nitidulidae
Product: transmembrane protein 104 homolog
Exons: 3
Coding region: 113-1531 (472 amino acids)
Source: RefSeq, a predicted model, not a curated record